UUCAAUCAAACAUCUCUUAAUUAAACAUUCUCUAAUACUACAACAUCCAAGAGUACUUUUCACAUUGAGAAACAAAAAUGGCGUUCAACAAGAAGCUUUUAUUCUCUGUUUGCUGCGCCACAUUAGUGUUCACUCUUGUCUCCGCCCUUUCCCCUGAAGAGAUCAAAGCCACCAUGGAUGAACACAACAAGCCCCGCGCUGAGGUCGGUAACGCUCCACUCAAGUGGAACGAGACCUUAGCCCAGUACGCUAAAGAAUAUGCUAACAAAAGAGUUGGCGACUGCGUGAUGGAGCACUCAAUGGGGCGUUGGGGUGAGAACUUGGCCUCAGGUGCCGGCAUGACUGCCGCCGAUGCCACCAAAUAUUGGGUUACCGAGAAGGAGUUCUAUGACCACAAAUCAAACAAAUGUGUCAAAGAGGAAUGUGGUCACUACCUUGCUGUGAUUUGGGGCAAAACCACCGAGGUAGGAUGUGGUGUUUCAAAGUGCAACAAUGGAGUGAACUACGUCGUUUGCAGCUACGAUCCCAUGUAUCAGCCGGAGGACGAACGUCCCUACUAGACACUAUAUAUGCAUGCGCAUGUGACCUCGCACACACCUACACUUGUAUUUUUUGUUCUUUCAGGAAACUAGAAAAUAAAUUGGGGAUGAGAGACGGUUAAAUUGUAACUGGUGUAUAGAAAUACAUCCGGACUCUCAACAUCCCUUAUGUGACUAGCACAUGAUCAUUGAUUGUGAAAGGUAAAACACAAUAAUUAAUAAAAAAAUGAAAAAAAUACAAAGUAUUAUUUUUU
Malus domestica (apple) is the source of this 793-nucleotide messenger RNA. Its product is annotated as pathogenesis-related protein 1A-like. The record is from RefSeq and is a predicted model, not a curated record. Lineage: Eukaryota; Viridiplantae; Streptophyta; Magnoliopsida; Rosales; Rosaceae.